CGCGCCUGCAAAUCUGACGAAUUCACCACGACACCUCUACACUGCUAUAAUCAUGGAUCUCGACGAGUGGGUAACAAACUCAAAUGAGUGCUUCGACAUCAACAUGUACCGACCAGGCCCUACCGGCGACGAGCGCAUCGGCGAGACAUUCAACCCUAGCUUUACACACUCCGUGAUUGACGAAAAUGAGUCAAUCGUUGGCUACAAGAAUCCCAAGAUCGAACUCGACUUUCGAACCAAUGACCUCAAGCCCAAGCUCAAGAUCUCAUUUGAUGCGCAGCUCGACUUGAAGAAGCUGUCGCCCGACCUGGACCAGGCGCAAGUCGACCUCUCACCUGAGCUGUUUAAAAAGUAUCUGCCGGAGGAGGUGAAGGAGAGCAAGAAAGAGCGCGAUACUGCGACCUCGAGAGACUGGAAGCCUCCAGGCCAGCUGAUGCAGAGCUUCUCCAACCAUGGCAAGCAGUAUGAGAUCUGGAAGGCACCUAUGCUCGAUCGUGCUGCGAGACAGAUAUGGAUAAACCUGAGAAUCCUGGUUCUGCUGUUUAUCGACGGCGCUACUAUAGAAGGGCUGGAUGACGAGGAGACUCUGGACCGCUGGUCGUUGUAUUUGCUAUAUGCAGUGGAGUCGUCAGGCAUCCCUACUACACCAUACGUCCUUGCCGGCUUCGCGACAUCCUACAGAACAUGGAUCUUCCCAACCUUCAAGAUCGCACGCUACACGAAAAUGCUCCCAAGCCCACCUCCAGAGGGCUCGAACGGUGCUGCGGAGAAGUACACGCCCCCACGUCUAACGCAAGAUCCAAAGACAUUCCAGUUAAACGAUAAGCUCGACAGACUCGAGACGUCUUCGCGAGAAAGAAUAGCGCAGUUCUUGAUCCUCCCUCCCUACCAAAACCAGUCUCUCGGAUCCCGAUUGUACAACCUCAUCUUCUCAGACCUCGUAAAUAAGCCUUUCAUUUACGAGAUCCCAGUCGAAGAUCCCAGCGAAGACUUCGACGCCAUGCGCGACUACUGCGACAUUGUCUACCUGCGCAAACUGCCCGCCUUCAAGUCGCUCUCAUUAGCAUCAAACCUACCAGCAGAGUCACUCCGCAAAGACUCCCCAAUCCCUCGCGAUCAGAUCCUAGGCAACGGCGUCGACUUGGAGGGACUUCGACACGAAGCCAAGAUCGUCACAAGACAAUUCUACAGGAUGGUGGAACUCCACGCCCUCUCAACGAUCCCACCAAACCACCGCAAUCGGGCGCGCAUCACACGUAAAGCAAAGAGCAGCAACGAGAAUGACCGCAAAUACUACUUCUGGCGUCUGGCGCUGAAGCACCGCAUCUACAUGCAGAACGCAGAUGCGUUGGAUCAGAUGGAAGUAACAGAGAAGGUCGACAAGCUAGAAGCAGCUGUUGACAACCAACAAGAAGAGUUUGAGGAGAGACUUGAAGGGAUUGAGAAGAGAGCGAGGUGGGAAAAGGGAGAGGGGUCGAGCAACGAAGCUAGGAGUAAGCGGAAGCGAGUCGUGGUCGAAGAUGAGGAAGACGAUGAUUGGGAGGAUAUGGAUACUGACCUUGUGGCUUCAAAGAAGCCGAAGGCAUAAGGAAAAAAAAAGCAUGAAAGGCGUAUAUGGCGUUGAUUGGGCCUUCUUGGCAUGGAUACCAUCAGUUUGCUUACUGGGCGUUAUUGAAUGGAGCGAAGUAGUUAC
Molecule: messenger RNA, 1693 nt
Organism: Macroventuria anomochaeta
Lineage: Eukaryota; Fungi; Ascomycota; Dothideomycetes; Pleosporales; Didymellaceae
Product: histone acetyltransferase type B
Exons: 2
Coding region: 53-1588 (511 amino acids)
Biological process (GO): subtelomeric heterochromatin formation
Cellular component (GO): nucleus
Molecular function (GO): histone H4 acetyltransferase activity
Source: RefSeq, a predicted model, not a curated record